Messenger RNA from Athalia rosae (coleseed sawfly), 4528 nucleotides. Its product is annotated as discoidin domain-containing receptor tyrosine kinase B-like. The record is from RefSeq and is a predicted model, not a curated record. Gene Ontology annotation, cellular component: signaling receptor complex. The transcript has 15 exons. Gene Ontology annotation, molecular function: protein tyrosine kinase collagen receptor activity; collagen binding; ATP binding. Bases 1486 to 4257 code for a protein of 923 amino acids. Gene Ontology annotation, biological process: protein phosphorylation; multicellular organism development; positive regulation of kinase activity. Lineage: Eukaryota; Metazoa; Arthropoda; Insecta; Hymenoptera; Athaliidae.
UGAUCCCUGAAAAAUAGAAACGAAAUGAAAUUCGGAAUGAGGAUCUAAUUAUCAAGUGAGAGAAAAAUGUCACGUUAUUGCGCAGGAAGUUUUUUCGCAGGGUUGUAUUGUAUACUUGUGUAAUUUGAAACGGUGGUAAUAAUACGAAUUGGUCACAGGUGCGGCCUACCCUUAGUCGGUUGUUUUCGUCGUUCGUGUAUACCUAUGUGAAUGGAUAUUAUUGCAAGGGGAUGAAAUAAGCGGGGUGAUGCUAGAAUGUUGAAAGAGGAGGAGGAGGAGGAUGAGGUGGAGUAUGAAAGGCGAAUGGGAGUCGCGUCUGCGCUUCCGAGCGGGACUUUCAGAGAUCACAAAACGAACGAUAUUGCGGCACGCUUGGGUUUAGCAAAAGCUCCGGAGUGGUGGUAAAAUGUGGUGGUAUGGAUGUAGCAGAAUCGUCCUGCAGAACUGAGGACCCCGCGGUGUGCGAUAUAAUUCAGUGUGCAUCGGCAACAACCCCUCCUGAUAAAACAUCCUCAACGAAACAAUAAUUUUAUCAUUGCUUCACCUGCGGAGCCAUUUUUGCUUAACGUUUCAACAACAAUUAAACAAAAUAAUAAAUAAAGAUAAAAAACAACAAAAUCAUCAUUUGUUCCCUUUACGCAGAUAUCAUUAAUUAAAACUUACAGAAUAUUUUAAAUUCGCGGUUCUUCUGUUUAAUCAUAAUGAGAUAAAAUAUCUUACCUGAAUAGGGGAUGAGAAGUCUUUACAAUUUGUUCCUUCCCUUUCUUUCCUUCUUCAAAAGGGUUGGCACCGUUAUCACGUAAUCUGAAAUAUUUUCAUCACAAAAUAAACAAGAAAUCAAUUACAGUUUUCACCGAAAGUGAUACCGAAAACGUGAAAAAAAAUCGGAAAAAGGUGCGACCUUUUUUUAGUUCUUUUCUUUUGUUCGAUUUUUGCUUUGUCUGAGAAUUACAAUUAUAAAGAAAAAUCAAAGAACAGGUUGCAGAUCGUGUUAAAAAUUGUGAGUCGGUGAAAUUUCAGUAGCUGAUGUAUAUUCGAAUUCUGAUGGAAUGCAAUAAAUAUGUAGGAGGAUUUCGAAGAUUUUAACUGUAACAUUUCAUACGAGUUCUCAUGAUUAUUGGGUAAAAAUUAAUGCAUGACUUGAAAUAUGAAUCGAGAGGACUUAAGCCCGUAGAAUUCACGUGUGAAUUCAUCGGAUCUCACCAGGGUUCUGACGAAGGUCAAAAGGAGAAAGAGAUGUUUUUAUUCUAACACAGCGCCUAAUCAAUCGAUGUUAUAUGGUUCUUUCGUUUUUUCUUUAAAUCUGUUUCAGGGUGUACAAGAAUGAAUGGAAUUUGAAAAAAUAGAAACAAAAGGAAUCAGCAAAGAUGAACAUCUAUCUAUAACAAAAUAACGAUGUGACAAAUUUAUUUUAAUAUAAAUAUUAUAUGAUGAACUUUAGAAAGCAUUCUAAUAAUGCUUCAGUAGGAUAUCGCGUAACAUAUCAUGGAAUCCGUAGGUGUAUUAACAAAAGUACUCAUUAUCGUGGCUUGUUACACGGGAGAGCCAAUUAGACAUGCCUUUGGGCAGUGUAUCGUUCCUCUCGGUAUGGAAGAGGGAAAGAUUCCAGACAACGCGAUUACGGCGUCCUCAAGUUACGAAAUGAAAUCCGUUGGCCCGCAAAAUGCCAGGAUUCGACAGGAAAAAAACGGAGGAGCUUGGUGCCCAAAGGCACAGAUCAGCAGCGAUAUCAGGGAAUAUCUCGAGGUUGAUCUCACGAGGAAUCACCUCAUUACUUGGACCGAAACACAGGGAAGAUUCGGUAACGGUCAGGGGCAGGAAUACGCUGAAACAUUUUUCCUUGAAUAUUGGCGUGACCUGAAAUGGCACCAGUACAAAACCGUGAAAGGCGAUAGGGUACUUCGUGGAAACAGUAACACGUAUUUAGUGGAACGACAAAAAUUGGAUUUGCCGUUUGUAGCGAGCAGAGUUCGAUUUGUUCCGUACAGUCAACAUCCCAGAACAGUUUGUAUGCGGGUUGAAAUUUACGGCUGCCUGUGGGAGCAGCAAGUCACAAAAUACUCAGCCCCAAAGGGUGAAACUUUUGGACCCAAUGGCUGCAAUGUUGAAGAUUCAUCUUACGACGGUACGGAAAAUGGAAAUGUUAUGCUCGAUGGACUGGGACAGCUAACCGACGGUGUCUACGGGGAUGACCCUACUACCAUGUCGAGCAGUUUCACAAAUUGGGUCGGAUGGAGUAAUCUGGGCUCAGUGGAGCUUAUUUUUGAAUUUUAUCUUCUACGAGAGUUCGAAAACUGCACGGUUCACGUGGCCAAUGUACCUAGUAAAAAUAUCCAGGUUUUUUCCGCUGCUUAUAUCUGGUUUUCAUUCGACGGAAAGCAAUAUCAUCAGACUCCGGAAAAACUUGAAGUGAUCGUGGAGGAGGUCAAGGCAACAACGAAGAGUAUAUCGAUACCUUUGCAAUCUAGAAUAGGACGAUUCGUAAAAGUUGAACUCAUUCCAAGGGCCAAGUGGCUUCUAGUCAGCGAAAUUACUUUUGAUUCUGUUCCAGGAUCAAGAAAUAUUUCCGACGAGUCAUCGGAGCAAUUUUAUAGAGCGUGCCAUAAAAACGAGACCGAAGCAAACGGAGAUACAGAUUCGGAAUCGAAUCCAAGCUACAACGAAACGAUAUUUGAACUCAACACAAAUUUGACUCCCGAUGCUUUUCCCGUUAGCAAUUCGCAGACCUACAUAGGACUGGUCAGUGGGGUUCUCACGGUAACAGCCCUGCUCUUGACGUGCACAAUUUUUUUGAUGAAACAGAGAGGCAGAAACAAAGUAGCGCUUCUGCAAAAGCACACAGCCUUACUGUGCAGAUCGCCUACACCUGGAAUAACGAUAAAUAUGAAGGACAUUAAAAUGCCUCCACCAAUUAUCGUUAACGGACUAUCUCAGUCCAGAUUAUCUCUCAAGAGCAAAACACUGUCAUCCGAUAGUCACAGCCUCAGAAACGAGGACACUUUAGGAAGUGAAUACGAAAAAUGCAGCGUCUACGAAAGGACUUACAAACUCUACUCCAAGGAAAAUCUUGGUUUCGAACCUCACACGCAUAAAAGCGACCGUUUAACGGGGUGCAAGAGCGAUUAUUCUGAUUUUACGAGCGACAGCUGCUGCGAUGACAAAAUAAUCGACCACUUGGUCCUCACACCAUUCCCUGUGAAGAGACUUUGUCAUACCGCAUCUAGAACCAAUCACCAAGUCCACGAGGGGUACUACGCGGCAACUGAUAUUUUGACGAUUAAUCGAAGGGAGCAACAAAGUAGUUCAAAUUUGUUUACCUCUCUACAAAUCGAGGACGCUAUUUAUCCACCGCAGUCUUCUAGCUCUUACAAUCUUCACCAUAUCUCCAGGCACAGAUUAAGAAUGUUAGAUAAACUCGGCGAAGGGAGUUUUGGACUGGUUCAUUUGUGCGAAGCCAAAGGUAUUCAGAGUCCGGAUUCAGGUACCGUACGCAAUAGGCAAAUUGUCAUUGUGCGUUCUUUAUGGCGUGGCGUCACUGACUCACUCAGAAAACACUUCAUGAAUGACAUGUACUCGCUAGCUAAAAUUCGAGAUGUAAAUAUUGCUAGAGUCAUAGCUCUUGCCGAAGAAGAACCUUUCGGAGCGGUCUUUGAGUAUGGAGAACUCGGUGAUCUGCCUAGUUUCAUCAAAACCCAUGAAAAGUCGAGCGAUCACAUGCCAUUGAGUUACGGAUGCCUGCUGAACUUUGUAACUCAGAUUGCCUCCGGGAUGAAAUAUUUAGAAAGUCUGAACAUUCCACAUCGUGAUUUGGCUGCCAGAAACUGCGUUGUCAGUAAGAAUAUGACGAUAAAAGUGUCGGAUCACGCGAUGUACUGCAGUAAAUAUGAUCAAGAAUAUUACAUCAACGAUUGCUACGCUCGAGUACCUCUGCGAUGGAUGUCUUGGGAGGCAAUUUUACUGAGAAAACAAACUUGUCGAUCUGAUGUUUGGUCAUAUGCAGUAACGGUAUGGGAAAUUUUAAUGAGUUGUGCGGAGGUACCUUACGCGGAUUUAACAUCCGAACAAGUACUGGAGAAUUAUAGUCGAUGGUACCACUGCGGUCCAACUGAGAAAAAUCAACCUCGCAUACUUUCGCAGCCUCUUCCAUGCUCCAGAGACUUAUAUCACAUGAUGACCAAGUGUUGGAGUAAACGUGCAGACGAUAGGCCCACUUUUGAAGAGAUCUAUCUCUUCCUAAAGAGGUUGAGCUUUGAUUGAGAAAAUUUAUUAGUUUCAUCUUUUAUUUAUUUAUUUAUUUUUUUUUAUUGGCACUGCAGCGUGGACCAAAUCAAUUACAAUCAGCUGAGCAUCCGCCGUUAAUAUGUAUUGGAUGCUCUAGCCACUAACUUAUAUGCUCAACUAGAUUAUAUCUUGAUCUUCUAACUAUAACUCUUAAGAUAAUCGUAAGGAAUUUUUUAUAUUAAAUGUCAAUAUUAUCCCUUGAAAAAAAACGAAGAAGAAAACAGUUACCUUCACCAAAAGUAUGCAA